GCAUCAGAGGUAAGACCGGAAGGAAGGAACCUGUGAGCAGGAAAGGCCAGAGCAGGUAAUCACCAGAAUGGGUGUGAAUGACUUGUGGCAAAUUUUGGAGCCUGUUAAGCAGCACCUCCACUUGCAUGAUCUUUGUGGGAAAACCAUUGCAGUUGAUCUGAGUCUCUGGGUAUGUGAAGCACAGACAGUCAAAAAAAUGAUUGGAACAGUCAUGAAGCCCCACCUCAGGAACUUAUUUUUUCGUAUCUCCUAUUUAACACUAAUGGAUGUAAAACUGGUGUUCGUUAUGGAAGGGGAGCCCCCAAAGCUGAAAGCUGAUGUCAUAAGCAGGAGGAAUCAGAUUCGGUAUGGGCCUUCGGGAAAAACAUGGUCUCAGAAAACAGGGAGAUCACAUUUUAAAUCAGUUUUAAAAGAGUGCCUUGAUAUGCUGGAAUGCUUAGGCAUUCCCUGGGUCCAAGCUGCUGGGGAAGCUGAAGCCAUGUGUGCUUAUCUUAACGCCAGUGGUUAUGUAGAUGGCUGUCUCACCAAUGAUGGGGAUGUUUUCCUCUAUGGCGCCCAGACUGUUUAUAGGAAUUUCACUAUGAAUACCAAGGAUCCACAUGUUGAUUGUUAUACAAUGUCAUCUAUCAAGAGUAAACUAGGUUUGGAUAGAGAUGCUCUGGUUGGACUAGCCGUACUACUUGGCUGUGAUUAUCUUCCGAAGGGAGUCCCUGGAGUUGGCAAAGAGCAAGCAUUAAAACUUAUACGGACUUUGAAAGGGCAAAGUUUACUUCAAAGGUUUACUCAGUGGAAUGAAGAAUCAUGCUCUGAUCCACAACCACUAGCUAUUAAAAAACUGGCCCAUUGUUCUGUGUGUUCCCAUCCAGGUUCACCUAAGGAUCAUGUACGUAAUGGAUGCAAACUCUGUAAAACUAAUCAAUAUUGUGAACCACAUGAUUAUGAAUACUGUUGUCCUUGUGAGUGGCACCGUACAGAGCAUGAUAGACAACUGAGUGCAGUAGAGAACAGCAUUAAAAAAAAAGCUUGCAGUUGUGAGGGAUUCCCAUUCCAUAAGGUUAUUCAAGAAUUCCUUUCGAACAAGGAUAAAUUGGUGAAGGUAAUCAGGUACCAAAGACCUGAUUUAUUAUUGUUUCAGAGAUUUACUCUUGAAAAAAUGGAAUGGCCUAAUCACUAUGCAUGUGAGAAAUUGCUAGUGCUUUUGACCCACUAUGACAUGAUAGAAAGAAAGCUUGGUAGAAGGAACUCUAAUCAACUACAGCCAAUUCGAAUCCUUAAAACCCGGAUCAGAAAUGGAAUUCAUUGCUUUGAAAUAGAAUGGGAAAAGCCUGAACAUUAUGCUCUGGAAGAUAAACAUGGAGAACUGGUUCUACAAACAAUAGAAGAAGAAUCAUUGUUUGAAGCCGCUUAUCCUGAGAUUGUUGCUGUUUAUCAAAAACAAAACUUAGAACUGAAAGGGAAGAAACAAAAAAGCAUGAAAAUUAAGUCUAAAGAAAGCAAUUGGCUAGAAUCAGAUAAUACGAAGAGUUUCCAGUCACAGAUGACUUUAAACCCCACAUGUGAAGUCUUUUCUAAGCAAAAUUCCAACUUACAUUUGGAAAUUACCCCUGAUCGUGCAUUACCCCAGAAAUCUAUUUCUGCAUCAUUGAAUAGCUUAAUUUUACCUGAAGAUACUCUCUGUUUGAAUACACAAGAGCACUUGGUGUCUUCUCCAAGACCUUUGGCUAUGCAGCAAGUUACAGCUGUCAGUAAGUCUCUAAUUCCAGAAUCUAGUCAACCUAGUACCUCAUCCCAUAACAUAUCAGCGAUUGCUGAUCUACAAUUAAGCACCAUUGACUGGGAAGGUACUUCUUUUAGUAAUUCUCCAGCUAUUCCAAGGAACACUUCCUCUCAUGGUUUAAAAUCAGAACUUGAAACAGCCAUCCCUGAAAAUUUUAAACAUUUCCCAGAAGAAUUAUCAUGUGAAUCAGAAUGGUGCACCACAAACAUUAAUGAAGUGUUGGAUCAGGAUCUUCAAAAGACUAAUCCUGAAGAGCAUCUACUUUCUGGCAUUACUCAUUUACAUCUUCAGGAUUUGCCUUUAAAGGAACGAAUACAUAUAAAAUCAUCAUAUCCUCAGGAUAAUGCACGGCCAAAUGUUGACCUGAAAACUUUAUCCCUACUUACCAUAAAAGAAUCUUGUAUUACUAACAGUGGUUCUGAUUGUCCAUCACAUCUCUCAAAUGAUCUUCUAGGUGUUCAUUUGCAAAAUGAACCUAGAAAAUCUAAAGUUCUAAAAGGAGACCAGCUAUUUCGAGAAAACUAUAAAAUGAAUACUUCUAAAUCUUAUUCUGUCAACAAUCCAAUAGUAAAGACCUCCAGUGUUAGAGCUGGACCACCAAAUACUGCUUUAGAUCAUAGUAGAAAAGUGGAUGUGCAAACCACUCAGAGAAGUGUAAUGAAGAAGAGCGUUUGCCUUGACAGACAUUCCUCUGAUGAAGAAAGUGUCCCAGUGUUUGAGAAAGCUAAAAACACAACUCAAAAAAUGAAGCAUAGUUCUCAGAAGCGUAACCCAGCCCAAUUCGAGAAAGAUGAUGCCAACAAGUUGAAUAACCCUAAAAUAUAUAUGAAAGAAACUGAACAGUGUGUCCAGGCUUAUAAAACAGCUGGAAAUGAAGAAUACUGUUUCCCAGAUGCAGCUAAAGGUUCUCUGAGUUUUCUACAGCGUCAUAAAUACAAAGGUGACUCUGGUACUUCUUUGGAUAGUCCUCUUCCUUUAUGUCAAAGAUUAAAACUAAGGUUCCAAAACUCUUGAAAUGGAAUUAAAAAUAUUUAAGUGUAACUUAGUAUUUUAGUACCAUCAGCACUAGCAGAGGCAGAAUCUCUACAUUUGGCCUAAAAAUGUAAUGUGGUUCUGUGUAUCAUGAGACACUUUCCAUUUCAAUUAAAAUUGUAAUAAAAAAUGUCUAAAAUUUUGGUUUUAAAAGAUGAUCCUUGUGGUUAAAACUUAAAGUAUAUUUUAAAAAACAUACUUUUGACAGUUUAUAUUUUUAUUGAUUUUAAAGUUUUAAA
This is a messenger RNA of Neomonachus schauinslandi (Hawaiian monk seal), 3048 nucleotides long. It is a transcript of the gene GEN1, whose product is annotated as GEN1 Holliday junction 5' flap endonuclease. NCBI's taxonomy places the organism in Eukaryota, Metazoa, Chordata, Mammalia, Carnivora, Phocidae. Gene Ontology annotation, molecular function: 5'-flap endonuclease activity; four-way junction DNA binding. The transcript has 14 exons. The record is from RefSeq and is a predicted model, not a curated record. Bases 68 to 2791 code for a protein of 907 amino acids.